AUGUCAUCCCAGGAUGACAUCCAGAUUGUACCCUCUUCACUCCCCUCAAGCCCCUCAGAAACAUUCUAUGACUCUUCAUAUUUCACCGCAAAUCCUAACCGUGAACUACCAUCUGCAUCUGAGAUCCGAGAUCGCUAUAAUGCGACUACAGAAUUCCCCACGUUCGAGCGACCCCCACCGAUGAUGUUCCCAGAUCAAGGCCUGCUUGUUAAAUGGGGUACCGAAAUAUCUAUUGCAGAAGGUCAAUGUUUAUAUUUCUUGAAGAGAAAUUUGAGCUCUGAGGUCAAUGUGCCUGAAAUAUUUGCCUGGCGUCAGGAUAAUGGCUUUACUUUUCUUUAUAUGGAACUUAUAGAUGGGAAACAGCUUGAUACGGUUUGGGAUGAUAUCUCUGAAGAUGAAAGAGAUGAUAUAUGCCGAUGUUUGAAGAAAAUGAUAUCUUCGUUAAGAAGGUUAAAGCAAGACCCUGAUGAUCGGUUUAUUGGUAUGUUAGAGCACCGCAUUGUUGGUUAA
This is a messenger RNA of Orbilia oligospora ATCC 24927, 510 nucleotides long. RefSeq lists its product as uncharacterized. The transcript has a single exon. NCBI's taxonomy places the organism in Eukaryota, Fungi, Ascomycota, Orbiliomycetes, Orbiliales, Orbiliaceae. The record is from RefSeq and is a predicted model, not a curated record. The coding region runs from base 1 to 510 and encodes 169 amino acids.